AUGUUGACCACUCAAUGCUGGCGUCUUCCAUUCCGUGCAAGAUUUGCUUCUUGUCGAAGUUACCGCAGCUCAAUCGCAUUUUCUAUUCGGAGAUCUUUCAGUAGUGAUGCACCUGCAGGACGCAAUGACAAUGGACCAGCUCCUACCGUGGCCAUCAUUGGCUCCGGACCCGCAGGCUUCUACACCGCUCAAAAACUGUUGAGGGACAUUCGGGGGACGAGGAUAGACAUGUAUGAACAACUGCCUGUACCAUUUGGGCUCGUCAGGUUCGGAGUCGCUCCAGAUCAUCCAGAGAAUGUCCAAGACACCUUCCAAGCCAUCGCCGCGUCUCCUAAUUUCACUUUCAUUGGAAACAUCAAUCUGGGCCACGAUCUUCCCCUCCCACUUCUCGCCAGACACUACGAUGCCAUAAUCUUCGCGUAUGGCGCGUCAAAAGACCGGAAAAUAGGCUUGGAGGGAGAAGACAAGCCUCACAUCUAUUCCGCCCGCGCUUUCGUGGGCUGGUACAAUGGUCUUCCCGAAUACCGACAUCUGGACCCUGACUUGACAGCCGGGGACACCGCGGUGGUUGUUGGGCAGGGAAAUGUGGCAUUGGACGUGGCCAGAACACUUUUGAGCAGAAUCGAGGCUCUGAGAAAGACUGAUAUUACAGAAUACGCAUUAAACGCCCUUUCUGCAAGCAAAAUCAAGCAUGUCCAUGUCGUGGGUAGGAGAGGGCCCAUGCAAGCAGCGUUCACGAUCAAGGAAGUGAGGGAGCUUUUGCACCUCGACGAUGUCAAUUUCCGUCCUAUACCAGAUCAUCUUUUCCCGCCAGACCUGUCAAAGUUGCCUCGCCCGAAGCGACGACUCAUGGAACUUCUGAAAAAGGGGAGCCCUUUGAAGGACAACGCCACAAAAUCAUGGUCUCUGGACUUUUUGCUCGCACCCAAGUCGCUAGAAUGGUCCCAGUCAGACCCAGACAUCCUGCAAGGAGUGGUGUUCUCAAAAACAGAACUCGAAAAUCCAGCAGAUCCAGAAUCCAAAGUCAGCACCACGGAUGACACACAGCUGGUAUCCACAUCGACGCUGUUCCGAUCGAUAGGCUACAAGGCCGAAGCCAUCCCUGGGAUGGCAGACCUGGGUGUCGACUUCGACGAGAGAAAAGGGGCCAUUCGGCAUGACGGGCUGGGACGAGUCGUGCCACUGGAGAAAGCCGAGACUUCAGGACACGAUGUCAGCAUAUACUGCUCAGGCUGGGUGAAACGCGGUCCGACCGGCGUGAUCGCCAGCACCAUGACCGAUGCGUUUCAAACCGCCGAAGCAAUCGUGGAGGACUGGAAGAAAAAGGUUCAAGGUUCGACGACGGCACCGACUGAGAGACGAGAUGGUUGGCAGGGCGUCCAGGCCGACGCCGUCUCGUCCAGCUUCCCACUCAGACCGAUCCACUGGGACAACUGGCAGAACAUAGACCAGGUGGAGAAGAAGAUCGGGAAGCAAAAGGGCAAGCCGAGGGAGAAAUUUGGGAGUGUUGAGGAGAUGUUGGAGGUGAGCGGCGCAUGA
This is a messenger RNA of Fonsecaea nubica, 1539 nucleotides long. RefSeq lists its product as hypothetical. The record is from RefSeq and is a predicted model, not a curated record. Gene Ontology annotation, cellular component: mitochondrion. Lineage: Eukaryota; Fungi; Ascomycota; Eurotiomycetes; Chaetothyriales; Herpotrichiellaceae. The transcript is spliced from 2 exons. The coding region runs from base 1 to 1539 and encodes 512 amino acids. Gene Ontology annotation, biological process: ubiquinone biosynthetic process.